Messenger RNA from Paramisgurnus dabryanus, 2735 nucleotides. It is a transcript of the gene slc9a3.1, whose product is annotated as solute carrier family 9 member A3, tandem duplicate 1. The record is from RefSeq and is a predicted model, not a curated record. Lineage: Eukaryota; Metazoa; Chordata; Actinopteri; Cypriniformes; Cobitidae. Gene Ontology annotation, biological process: proton transmembrane transport; regulation of intracellular pH; sodium ion import across plasma membrane. Gene Ontology annotation, molecular function: sodium:proton antiporter activity; potassium:proton antiporter activity. Gene Ontology annotation, cellular component: plasma membrane; apical plasma membrane; brush border membrane.
CUGUAAUACAGCAUCUUUAUUACUCAACUGGUACAAUGUCAACCUCUGCCUGCCUCUGCCUGAUAACGGCACUUUUCAUCCUGUGUCUGGUUAACCCUUUCGUGCAAGGGAUGCAUGGAGAAGAAACUCAGAACCGUCAUCUGUUAAAGCAAAAUCUCACUGGACUUCCAAUAGUCUCGUUCCAGUGGCACCACGUGGAGGAGCCAUACCUGGUGAUAUUGUGGAUAUUUGUGGCUGGCCUGGCAAAACUAAUAGUGAUCUUAAUAACCAACCACGUCACCAGUGUGAUUCCAGAAAGUGGGAUGCUCAUCAUGGUUGGAUUUCUUUUGGGAGGGGUCAUCUGGGCAGCGGACCACACGCAGACUUUCAGACUGACGCCCACCACCUUCUUUAACUACCUGCUGCCCCAGAUCAUCUUGGACGCGAGUUACUUUAUGCCCAACAAGCUCUUUUUCAGAAACCUGGGUACCAUUCUCGUUUACGCCAUUAUUGGAACGUGCUGGAAUGCGGCGGCGCUCGGUCUUUCGCUGUGGGGCUGCUACCUGGCGGGUAUACUGGGCAACUUGGACAUUGGUCUUCUUCAGUUCCUCCUGUUCGGUAGUCUAAUCGCCGCAGUGGAUCCCGUAGCAGUGAUUGCAGUUUUCGAGGAAGUACACGUGAACGAAGUGCUAUUUAUCCUGGUGUUUGGAGAGUCACUGCUCAAUGACGGAGUGACCGUGGUGCUGUACAAUGUAUUCGAUGGCUUUGUUACUCUAGGAGGUCCACUGAUUAACGCCGCAGAGAUCAUCAAGGGCAUAUUUUCGUUUUUUGUGGUGGCUUUCGGAGGUUCAUUUCUUGGAGUUGUGUUCGCUAUUCUGCUGUGCCUGCUGACCAGGUUCACCAAAAACGUUCAGAUCAUCGAAGCCGGCUUCAUCUUUGUGGUGGGCUACCUGGCUUACUUGACAGCAGACAUGCUCUCCCUUUCGGCAAUACUUUCGAUCACCUUCUGUGGGGUGUGCUGUCAGAAAUACGUGAAUGCCAACAUGGACGAAAAAUCGGUCACGACAGUUCGUCACGCAAUAAAAGUCCUGGCGAACACCUCCGAGACCAUAAUCUUUGUCUUCCUGGGUAUUACAGCAAUUGAUAUAUCCAUUUGGGUUUGGAACACAGGUUUUAUCCUACUCACCCUCCUCUUUAUCUUCAUUUACAGGAUUAUAGGUGUUUUCAUUCUUACCUGGAUCUUGAAUAAGUUCAGGCUGGUUCCCAUCGAGAUCAUCGACCAGGUUGUGAUGAGCUACGGUGGCCUGAGGGGGGCCGUGGCGUACGGACUGGCGGCCAUGCUGGAUGAGGAAAAGAUUAAAGAGAAGAAUUUAAUUGUCUGUACCACACUCAUUGUGGUUUAUUUCACUGUUAUCCUUCAGGGAUUAACAAUGAAGCCGUUGGUUCAGUGGCUUAAGGUCAAAAGAGCGUCUCAUUCUGAGUUGAAACUUAUAGAAAAGCUAAACAAUAGGGCUUUUGACCACAUACUGGCAGCAGUGGAAGACAUCUGUGGACGUAUUGGAGAUAACUGGUGGACAAGAGGUUGGAACAGGUUCGAGGAAAAUUAUAUAAGCUGGUUUUUGAUGAAACCUAAGGUCAGACAGAACAGAGAUUACCUGUUUAAUGUCUUUCACAAGCUUAACCUGGAAGACGCUGUGAACUAUGUCACAGAGGCCGAACGGGAAGGAUCUCUGUCCUUCGUUCGUAGUGAACAGUCACCCAACAUAGAUUUCAGCAAGCCCUUUGGUUCAGAGUUUGCUAAUGGGAUGAUGCCUGACAUAAUGGUCGACAUGACGAACUACCAGUUUGGAAUAGAAAAUAUUUCCGUAACCUCUAUUGUAAAAGACAGCAUUCCCUCUGUAUCCCUGGACAUCCACGGGCAAGAUAGGAAAAAUCUGGUCGAAGACUUCAAUGCCCAUCAUCUUCUACAGCAGCACCUGUACAGAAGCCGAAAAAAUCAUCGUCACAAAUAUAGUCGCAGUCAGUUUGGCAUCAACCAGAGCGAGGAUGAAAUGCAUGAGAUCUUCCAGAGGACCAUGAGGAGUCGCCUUGAGUCCUUUAAAUCUGCUAAGAUGGGUGUAAACCAGGCCAAAAAAAUCAAGCACCACAAGAAGGAGCACACACAUAAGAUGCCUAAUGGACACCCAGAGGGCAAAGACCAUCAUGAAGAUGAUGGUGACAGCGCUGUGAGUAGUGAGGCACAUAUAGAUGACACAGACAACACAUAUAUAGUGGGAGCUGGCAUAGAGAAUCCAGCGUUCAUGCCAGAUAUGGAUAUGGCACAGCAAAGUCCGCCCUGGCAAACAGGAACAGAGAUGGACCUGACCGUGGCACCGUCACAAAGGGCCCAGCGACGCCUUCCCUGGACGCCCAACAGACUGCGACGCCUCGCACCAAUGAGGAUCAGCAACUCUUCCAUAGACUCCUUUCUUAUGGCUGAUGUUUUUUUAACUGUGGAUGUGCCUGAGGAACAGCCUCAAAACGAUAAAAGUGCAAAAAUGUAACCUCACCUUCACUUAUUUGAGCUAUUUUUAUUGGUGAAAAGCACAACUGGACCAGUAUGGAAGUUUUUAGUCCGGUCUUUUCUGGAGAAUAUGCGCUCAUUGUUAAGGACUGAGGGCAACCGGGAACAUGGCCACAAAGUAGAAGUUUGUACUGUAGUACAAUGCCCUUAUUCUGUUCUGUAACUAUUGUAUAUACUGUAGACUAUGGCUGGU